Aspergillus wentii DTO 134E9 is the source of this 507-nucleotide messenger RNA. RefSeq lists its product as uncharacterized. The record is from RefSeq and is a predicted model, not a curated record. Bases 1 to 507 code for a protein of 168 amino acids. NCBI's taxonomy places the organism in Eukaryota, Fungi, Ascomycota, Eurotiomycetes, Eurotiales, Aspergillaceae. The transcript has a single exon.
AUGAAGCUGAAUACUUCAACCAGUCAAUUUCUGAUGCGGUACACCGGGAAAAACCCCCUUCCUCCUGUCGCUGCGCGAUACGUCGCCGCCCAUUCACAUCCGAUUCGGCCUAAGAUAGUGCACAUGUACGCCAACCGUGAUCCGAACACAUUAUGGUGGAGAGUAUCCGUGAAUCCACUUCAGUCGUCUUUCAAACGGGUGGUUCGCUCAUGGGGUGCCAGGAGAGCUCGUACAGCUUUCAUGCAGGCCCUGAAAGCGCGAGGGUUCGACCGCGAGGGCAGAAGGGUGGUGCAUAACACAACGGAGCCAGGGACAAAGGCAGAUGUGGAUUUCAACCUGAGAGGAUCUCUUGAGAUUUCCGUGCGUCCGCAGUGCAUCAAAGAGGGGUAUGCUGCUGUUCAACAGGAGAUUAAUUUCCUGCUUGACGAUUUAUUGCAGCAGUUGAAAAACAACCAAACGAAGCUCCAAGAGAAAAAGAAAGGCACGAUGUUUGAUCAAAAACGAUGA